Fusarium pseudograminearum CS3096 is the source of this 900-nucleotide messenger RNA. RefSeq lists its product as uncharacterized. NCBI's taxonomy places the organism in Eukaryota, Fungi, Ascomycota, Sordariomycetes, Hypocreales, Nectriaceae. The record is from RefSeq and is a predicted model, not a curated record. The transcript is spliced from 4 exons. The coding region runs from base 1 to 900 and encodes 299 amino acids.
AUGCACUUUUCUCUCUCUACCGUUCUGGCGCUGGGCGCCCUCCACACUUUUGGUGUCUACGCUCAGGACUGUAUUAACACCUGCGUCGAGAACGUCAAGCCCACUGUUGGCUGCGCGGAUCCUUCUGAUGCCAGCUGUGUUUGCGUAUCCAAUGAAUUUGUCAAAGGCGUUGCCGAAUGCGCAAGAGCACCUGCAUGCGCGGCUGCAGAUGAUGCUAUCACAAAUGCCAUAAGCAAUGGAUUCUGUGUUGGUCAGCAGGUGCCUGCUUUCCCAGGCGCUACUACGACCCCUGUUGAGAGUGCAGCGACAUCCGAAGCAGUGGCAGCAACAACAUCCGACGCCCCUGCUGCGCCUGAAACCACUGCCGCUGAGACGACUCCUGCAGCACUCCCGGAAUCCUCGGAGCCAUCCGUGACUUCGGAGGCUGCGGCUACUUCAGAAGCUCCUGAGACUACUCCCACUGACCCAGCUGAAUCAAUCGUAUCUACCGCUACGGAGGAAGUUUCUGCUUCUUCCACUGAUGCCAGCAACUCAUCCACGACCACUGAAGCAGUUGAUGCUGCCGCCACAUCUGAUUCGGCAAAAGAUGAAGACGAGGACGAAUCUGCUGGAGGCGGAAUGUCUGGUGGUGCCAAGGCUGGUGUCGGUAUUGGUGUCACUAUCGGUAUUCUCGCUCUCCUUGGUAUCGCUGGUUUCUUCUUUUGGAAGAAACGCCAAAACCAACAGAACCUUCCCCGCGGAAACAUGGACGAUAUGUCGCCUCCCAUGGCUGCUCGGGACCGCAGUUAUCCUGCACCUGAUCAGGGUUCCAUCGGCGAGAAGAACGGGUAUGAUCUCGAACUUAUGUCCCAUCGAUAUGAGGAUAUGCUUCCCCGGGAGGAACCACGACAUAUGGUUUAA